Molecule: messenger RNA, 1165 nt
Organism: Pezoporus flaviventris
Lineage: Eukaryota; Metazoa; Chordata; Aves; Psittaciformes; Psittacidae
Gene: CD164L2
Product: CD164 molecule like 2
Exons: 6
Coding region: 48-554 (168 amino acids)
Cellular component (GO): cytoplasmic vesicle
Source: RefSeq, a predicted model, not a curated record
UCCGCUCCGCUCUCCCUGCGCUCCGCACCCGGCACCUCCCGCUGGCCAUGGCCUCGCCGUUGCGCUGCGCGCUGCUGUGCGCGCUGCUAUGGGCGCAGCGCCCAGCGCCCUCCCGCGCAGGAGGGUGCAGCGAGCUGGAGCUCUGUGAGACCUGCACGGGCAGCCCCAGCUCACACAACAGCACCGACUGCGUCUGGGUGCGCUGUGCGACCCCCGAGGAGCCAGAGAAGGGGAGCUGCGUGCGGAGAGGGGGGGCCGUGAGGGAAACCUGUGUGCUCUACAACACCAGCACCCAGUGCCGAGCGCUGAAGUCCCAUACUGAAGAGCCUCCACGGUCCCAUGGCAAGGAGCCAACAACGACACAUGCACCGAGGACCACCAGCACCAGCGCCCCAUUGACGGGCAGCCCCGAGUUCCACCCUCCUGGCUUCGACACGGCUAGCUUCAUCGGUGGCAUUGUGCUGGUGCUCAGCAUCCAGGCUGUGGUCUUCUUCAUCAUUAAGUUCAUCAAGUCCAAGGACAGCACCUACCAAACACUAGAGGACAACCAGUAGGUCCUGGGUGCUGGUGGCAAUGGGGACCUGCACCCGCAGAGCUUCACCCUUCCCUCACCCCUACCUGUGGGGAAGCCGGGGGGUGUCGUGGUCCCUCUCCUGGUGUGCAUGGGGGGUGUUUCCCAACUCGUUUGCUGUUUUCCUGGGAGUUGUUAGUGCAGGAAGGAAAAGGGGGUCCCCCCCUUGUCCCCCCCAUAUGGAGCGCCUGGAUGGAGCCAGUGCCCGGACCCUUGGCACAUCUGUGUCCCCUCCCCACCCUGGGCAUCCCCUGCCCCAUUGCCUCCCCUCAGCCGUGGGGCUCACCCCAGAGGGGUCUUGCUGUGUGCUUUUGCUGUGCCUCUAUCUUGCUGUGGGGUGUUUGGGGGGUCCCCCCGUGUCUGUGUGCUGUCUGGGGGGGUGCGUGCUGUGUGCUGUGGGGUGACACCUGUAGCUAGGGCUGCCCCAAUUAAACUCUGUGAGGUGGCGUCUGUCUCAUGUCCGGGGGGUGUAGCCGGGGGGGGGGUACAGUAAGUGCCCCCAUCGCUCCUCUUCGGUGCAGGACCAGCCCUUCCCCAUGGCUUUGCCACCGCACUUUGGUACCCUCCCUUCAUCCCACUCCCUGGGGGGGCUGC